UAGGUUUUCCAUCGACCGGCACACUGACCUGGAGAGGCAAUUCAACAUUAACGCAGAUGAUGGGAAGAUAACGCUGGCAACGCCGCUUGACAGAGAGUUAAGUGUAUGGCACAACAUAACGAUCAUUGCUACUGAAAUUAGGAACCACAGUCAGAUAUCACGAGUACCUGUUGCUAUUAAAGUGCUGGAUGUCAAUGACAACGCCCCUGAAUUCGCAUCCGAAUAUGAGGCAUUUUUAUGUGAAAAUGGAAAACCCGGCCAAGUCAUUCAAACGGUGAGUGCCAUGGACAAAGAUGAUCCCAAAAACGGACAUUAUUUCUUAUACAGUCUUCUUCCAGAAAUGGUCAACAAUCCGAAUUUUACCAUCAAGAAAAAUGAAGAUAAUUCCCUCAGCAUUUUGGCCAAGCAUAAUGGAUUCAACCGUCAGAAGCAGGAAGUCUACCUUUUGCCAAUCGUCAUCAGUGACAGCGGGAACCCUCCUCUGAGCAGCACCAGCACGCUGACCAUCCGGGUCUGUGGCUGCAGCAGUGAUGGUGUUGUCCAGUCCUGUAAUGUGGAAGCUUACGUCCUUCCGAUUGGACUCAGUAUGGGCGCCCUAAUUGCUAUAUUGGCAUGCAUCAUUUUGCUGCUAGUCAUCGUGGUGCUGUUUGUAACUCUGCGACGACAUAAAAAUGAGCCAUUAAUUAUCAAAGAUGAUGAAGAUGUACGAGAAAACAUCAUUCGCUAUGACGACGAAGGAGGCGGGGAGGAAGACACGGAGGCCUUUGACAUCGCCACUUUACAAAACCCGGAUGGAAUUAAUGGAUUUUUACCCCGUAAGGAUAUUAAACCAGAUUUGCAGUUUAUGCCAAGGCAAGGGCUGGCUCCAGUUCCCAAUGGUGUUGACGUGGAUGAAUUUAUAAAUGUGCGGCUACACGAGGCAGAUAACGACCCCACGGCCCCGCCCUAUGACUCCAUUCAGAUUUAUGGCUAUGAAGGCCGGGGGUCAGUGGCGGGCUCCCUCAGCUCCUUGGAGUCCACCACCUCAGACUCAGACCAGAAUUUUGACUACCUCAGUGACUGGGGUCCCCGCUUUAAGAGACUGGGUGAACUAUACUCUGUUGGUGAAAGUGACAAAGAAACUUGACAGUGGAUGAUCAAUCAACCCAUGGAACUGAGCAUUCUGUAAUAUUCUAGGGUCACUCCCCUUAGAUACAGCCAAUGUGGCUAUUUGUUUUAGAGGCAAGUGUAGCACCAAUCAUCUAUAAACUCAACUACAUUUUAAUGUUGAACCAAAAAAAAUGGAUAAUAAAAAGUCUAUGUUAGGAGGUGAUAAAUCUUGUGGAGUGUGAAUUAAACUAUGUGGAGUGUCUAGAAGUCGUUGGAUAGUUGCUAUGUACGUGACCACACAGACAAAGAUGGGGAUCCUGGCUCACGCUUAGGGAAAAAACAUAGUUUUAAAAGAGGAAAAAAAAUCAAAAUUAAAAGGUGCUUUCUUAGACAAAAUGGACCUGCAAGGAAUUUGCUGCUGAGAUGUGUCUUCUGCAAGGAUUUUUAUAAAUGCGAAUGGUUUUUUUCCCCUUCACCAAUAAGGAUCCCGCCACACACGAUAAAGCAAUACUCGGUCGGCUGUACAUUCUGACUUUUGGGAGUUUGGGAAGGCCUCCUAAGAUUACACGGUACAGUGACCACACAUUGUACAUAAUUGUUGGCCCCACUCAUCAGAGACGGAAUAGCAUCUUUAAAUAUUGUGUCGAGCCUUAAUAAAAUAGUCACAUGUUCCUAAUCCAUUCCAAGGUGGGGUUUGCCAACGCAGUGGUGGGAGGAGAGAAAUCCCACGGAACAGGCUUGUUUUUAAGAAGCAGGAUUACUCCUUCCCUCCACUUCAUCUUGUUCCACAAGGACACAAAGAUAGACUAUGUCACGCAGUGGACAACGUCAGAGACAGAUGGUUUUAUUUGUUUAAUCCUCAAAAUAGAUAUUUUAUUGAUGCCCAUUCAUGCGUUUAUUUAUUAAGGUUGGUAACCUAUAGAUGAAGGGACUAUAUGGAGAAAAAAAGAUAAAUUAUAUCCAUUAAUAAUCCUUUAGAUUGUUUUAUAUAAAUAUAUAUAUAUAUAUACACACACACACACACACAAUGAAUGUUUAAUACAUGUACAUUUUGAUGAGAUGAGUAUGGCAGGCAAUAUUCUGACCAGGGAGCGAAUAGUCUCUUUAGUGUAGAAAGUGUUAUUGUGACUGGUGAUGGCAGGAACAGCAUUUUCCCAGAGAAACUUUUGGACUGUUUUCUAUUUUGUUCAUACUCCUAGUAUUUGGUGUUUUUACUACAAGCACAAACAUCUGAAAGUAUAUUGAUCCGUGUGAAUAUUUAAACUCUAGACUUUUAGAUACCUACAUAACGCCCUGCCCAACAGACAUGCUUCAAGUCACCCCACAAUGUUUUAGAGCAGGAACCGAUUUGUACAUAAUUUUACUGCUUCUGUUUUCAGCACUUCUCUCCCCGAUCCUCAUGGUGAGACACAGAACAUCUUAGAGUCCAAAAGAGAACAGCCCUAGCAGAUGUGAGCAUAUUCAAUUUGUAAUACCAACCAGACCUUUAGGAGUAGAGAAAUGUAUGGUACAACCGAACUACUACGACAUGCAGAUCAUUUUAAUUUUCUACUUUGCUUUAAUGCAAUAUUGUUUAUUUACUCCAUGUAUUGUAUUCAGAGAAACUCCUGUAUUGUUUCCUACUUUGUGAAAUAUAUUUUUAUAAAUAC
Myotis brandtii (Brandt's bat) is the source of this 2738-nucleotide messenger RNA. RefSeq names its product cadherin-8. The transcript has 5 exons. Bases 284 to 1126 code for a protein of 280 amino acids. Gene Ontology annotation, molecular function: calcium ion binding; cadherin binding. The record is from RefSeq and is a predicted model, not a curated record. Gene Ontology annotation, cellular component: catenin complex; membrane; synaptic cleft. Gene Ontology annotation, biological process: adherens junction organization; calcium-dependent cell-cell adhesion; cell-cell junction assembly. Lineage: Eukaryota; Metazoa; Chordata; Mammalia; Chiroptera; Vespertilionidae.